AUGGCGCUAGCCUGGAGAAAUCUGCAGAAAGCCUUCUCCCUGGAGACCUCUCUCAGAAUCCUCCAGAUGUGUCCACCCUCGUGCCUAGGUGCUUCCUGGAUAUCUGUAUCCAGGCUCACUCUUCAUACAAAGCCCAGCAUGCCAUCAUGUGACUUCUCACCUGAGAGAUACCAGUCCCUUCCCUACAGCCGUGCCCUGGAGAUUCAUAAGAAGCACCUUUCUCCUGUGGAAACAGCGUAUUUCCAGAAGCCUUUGCUGCUCCAUCAGGGACACAUGGAGUGGCUCUUUGACUCAGAGGGAAACAGAUACCUGGACUUCUUCUCUGGGAUUGUAACUGUUAGUGUUGGUCACUGCCACCCGAAGGUAACUGCUGUGGCACAAACACAGAUGGACCGCCUGUGGCAUACAAGCUCUGUCUUCUUCCACCCUCAAAUGCACGAAUACGCAGAGAAACUUUCAGCACUUCUUCCUGAGCCUCUUAAGGUCAUUUUCUUGGUGAACAGUGGAUCAGAAGCCAAUGAUCUGGCUAUGAUGAUGGCCAGAGCAUACUCAAAUCACACAGACAUCAUUUCUUUCAGAGGAGCCUAUCAUGGAUGCAGUCCUUAUACACUUGGCUUGACAAAUGUAGGGACCUACAAGGUGGAUCUCCCCAGCGGGAUGGGCUGCCGAUCAACAAUGUGCCCAGAUGUUUUCCGUGGCCCCUGGGGAGGAAGCUACUGUCGAGAUUCUCCAGUGCAAACAGUGAGAAAGUGCAGCUGUCCUCCAGGUCCAAAUGGGCAGGGAGGAAGGAGACCUUGUUUUUCUUCUCUAUUACUUUCUGGGAUAUGUAUUUGUGUGUGCGUGUUUGCUGCAGACCGCUGCCAAGCUAAAGACCAGUACAUCGAACAAUUCAAAGAAACCCUGAACACUUCUGUGGCCAAGUCAAUUGCUGGAUUUUUUGCAGAGCCAAUUCAAGGCGUGAAUGGUGUUGUCCAGUACCCGAAGGAGUUUCUGAAGGAAGCCUUUGCAUUGGUUCGAGAGAGGGGAGGUGUGUGCAUUGCAGAUGAAGUGCAGACAGGAUUUGGAAGGCUGGGCUCUCACUUCUGGGGCUUCCAAACCCAUGAUGUACUGCCUGACAUUGUCACCAUGGCUAAAGGAAUUGGGAAUGGCUUCCCAAUGGCUGCAGUUGUGACCACUCCAGAAAUUGCUAAAUCUUUGGCUAAUCGCUUACACCACUUCAACACGUUUGGAGGAAGCCCCCUGGCCUGUGCCAUUGGAUCUGCCGUGCUUGAGGUAAUCAAAGAAGAAAAUCUACAGAAAAACAGUCAAGAAGUUGGUACCUACAUGUUACUGAAGUUUGCUGAGCUGCGGGAUGAAUUCGACAUCGUUGGGGAUGUCCGAGGCAAAGGUCUUAUGAUAGGGAUAGAGAUGGUUCAAGACAAGAUGAGCCGCCAGCCUCUUCCUAAAACAGAAGUAAAUCAAAUCCAUGAGGACUGCAAAGACAUGGGGCUUCUAGUGGGCAGAGGUGGCAUUUUUUCUCAGACGUUCCGCAUCGCGCCUCCGAUGUGCGUCACUAAGCUGGAAGUGGACUUCGCAUUUGAAGUGUUUCGCUCCGCCUUAACUCAGCACAUGGAGAGAAGAGCUAAGUAAGAUUUCUACAAAUGAACAACCAUGAGCCUCAAGAGCUUCUCAACUGUGUGCAGAGAUGAAGUGAAGACGGUUGAAAUCCCAAGUUGUAGAUGAAAAACUGCAGCUCUCCACAGUAAUUGUAAAAGACCAGUAGGUGUUUCGCCAUAUCUGUUGAUGGAGCCCCUAUUCUCCUGAGAAUUCCUUCCUUCGGGGACAGGAUCUAUCCCUGGCUCGCAGAAUAAGUCCUAAUUCAUGUAGAUUUGUCUGGGAUAAUAGUAUUUCCCAUUGAAUUAACUGGUUUGUAAAUGAAUACAGGGCAUACGUGUCACCGAUUAAUCCUGAAGGAAACCCUUUCUGUGCUAACACCUCUGGGGAAGCAUUUCUUCAUCUUUUAUGCUUCUUGUCACACUAGAAAUACUGUAUCCCAUGAUGGAAUUUCUCAGUUCACAUCAGGCAGCUGGAAUCCAUGAAGAUAAAGCCUGGUCACUAUGCUGUCUCUGGAAAGCUGUUGGAAGCUGAGAGGUUGGUGAUAUCAAUGAAUCACUGACCAUGAAUCUUGGAGCCAUCCUAUCUCAGGGUUUCUUGACUUAUAAAAUAAUAAAUUCAUUGUGCUGCUUAAGACUCUAA
Messenger RNA from Peromyscus californicus insignis, 2235 nucleotides. RefSeq names its product alanine--glyoxylate aminotransferase 2 (gene Agxt2). Gene Ontology annotation, cellular component: mitochondrion. NCBI's taxonomy places the organism in Eukaryota, Metazoa, Chordata, Mammalia, Rodentia, Cricetidae. The record is from RefSeq and is a predicted model, not a curated record. The transcript has 15 exons. Gene Ontology annotation, molecular function: pyridoxal phosphate binding; L-alanine:glyoxylate transaminase activity. Gene Ontology annotation, biological process: glyoxylate catabolic process. Bases 1 to 1629 code for a protein of 542 amino acids.